AUGGCGCCGGUACCUAUAUAUGUUAAAGGUGGCAUAUGGACCAAUAUUGAAGAUCAGAUUUUGAAAGCAGCUAUACAGAAGUAUGGUACGCAUCAAUGGAGUAAAAUAUCUUCUUUACUGCAGAAGAAAUCUGCUAAACAAUGUGAAUUACGAUGGAAUGAAUUUUUGAAUCCUACUUUAAACUUGAGUGCAUUUACGAAAGAGGAAGAUACAAAAUUAUUAGACUUGGCCAGAAAAAUACCCAAUCAAUGGAGAACGAUAGCUGAUUUAAUGGGACGUCCUGCACAGUUGUGUAUGGAUCGUUAUAAUGAUUUAUUGUCAAAUCAUCUAAGCAGAGAAGAAGUUUCAAAAAAUGGAGGAACUGAAGAUGAUUUGUUACAAUUUCAAAAAUCAAUGGAUUUUAAACUGGGUGAAAUGAAUCCUGUUGCUGAAUCACUUGUUGCUAAACCAGAUAAUGGUGAGUUAGAAACAGAUGAGAAAGAGAUGCUCGAAGAAGCUAAAGCACGUUUAAUGAACACACAAGGUAAAAAAGCCACAAGAAAAAUACGAGAGCGUAUGUUAGAACAAUCUAAACAUAUUGCCGAGUUACAAAGAAGAAGAGAACUAAAACAGUCUAAAAUUGAUACAAAACUUAAAAAAGGAAGAAAACGGUAUGCGACUGAAAUCGAUUAUAAUGAAGAUAUCAUUUACGAGCAAACCCCUAUCGAGGGUCUUUACGAUACGACAGAAGAAGAUUUAAGACUUAACAAAAAGUUGAAGACUUUUGAAAGAAAAGUUGAUAAGCAUGGAUUACAGAAAACCGAUGACGAGAAACUAUUAGAGUUACAGUUAAGGGCAAGAAAAGAACAGAUAAAAGCCAAGAAAACAGAAAAGCCAAAACAAGCGAUUGGAAAAGAUGAAGCAUUGUUAACUAAACUCACUGGAACUGACAGCAUAUUAACAAAUGAUUACAAAAAACCAAAAUUGAUAUUAUCGAAACCAGGUGAAAGUGAAAAAGAUUAUGAUAUAUUAUUAACAAGGAAAACAGCUGGCAUAGUUGCUAAUAAAAGCAUGACCCCCAUAUUAGAUAUACCCUUGUUUGAUGAAACAGAGGAAAUAAAACACCAUAAAAACACAGAAGAUUUCAAAAGUUUAGACCCCGAGUUAGAGAAGAAAGCAUUGGUCCUAAACAUCAGAAGAUUGUUUAAAAAUUUACCAGAACCAGAGAAUAAUUUUGAAAUAUUAUUGGACGAUGCUGAAGAAGAAGAAGAGAAUGAAGAAAGAGACAAUAGCAAUCCAGAAUCUUUGCCAACAGAGAUCAAAGAAGCACGGAAAACUACAUUAGAAAAUUUACAGGACCAAGUUAACUCUACCUUUGAUGGAGAAAUUGAGCUUGAGUUGAAAUGUCUUCAUAAUAAGAAUCUUGUCACACCCAGUUUUAUUGAAACACCAGCAGACGAGUUUGACCACAAAAUGAACGAGUUAAUUGCUCUCAAGACAAAUCAUUUACAUUAUAAAACGUCAGAACACAGUCUAGAUGAUUUAUCCAAAAUUGAAGAGUUAAUGAGUGCGAUUAAGAUGCCACCAAGCAUUAAAAUAGAAGAUAACACGCAAAACAUAGGGAACGCAACUUCUACCGACAAAAUGGUGUUAGAACAAACCAUAUUAAACACAGCCGAUAGAAUCAAAACUCUCAGAGAAGAUUUGAAAUAUAUAGUUCCUUUAGAGACUGACAACCAUGAAAUCAACAAGGCACUUGUAGAGAACAGCAUCCCAGAUCUAAGAGCUUUACAACAUAGAUACUACGUCAACUAUAAAAUGUAUCAAAAAGAAUCAAAAGAACUUAGAUCAAGAAAGACUUUCAUCAAUCAACAUAUCAUUGAAAGCACUUCAAAAUAA
Messenger RNA from Tetrapisispora phaffii CBS 4417, 1878 nucleotides. RefSeq names its product Cef1p (gene CEF1). Gene Ontology annotation, biological process: mRNA splicing, via spliceosome. Lineage: Eukaryota; Fungi; Ascomycota; Saccharomycetes; Saccharomycetales; Saccharomycetaceae. The record is from RefSeq and is a predicted model, not a curated record. The coding region runs from base 1 to 1878 and encodes 625 amino acids. Gene Ontology annotation, cellular component: Prp19 complex; spliceosomal complex. The transcript has a single exon.